Branchiostoma belcheri (Belcher's lancelet) is the source of this 1688-nucleotide messenger RNA. RefSeq lists its product as uncharacterized. NCBI's taxonomy places the organism in Eukaryota, Metazoa, Chordata, Leptocardii, Amphioxiformes, Branchiostomatidae. The transcript is spliced from 8 exons. Gene Ontology annotation, molecular function: protein binding. Gene Ontology annotation, biological process: signal transduction; regulation of apoptotic process. Bases 2 to 1519 code for a protein of 505 amino acids. The record is from RefSeq and is a predicted model, not a curated record.
CAUGUGGAGUAAAGCGAACUGUAGGGAACUCAGUUGUGCGGUUUGCGACGUGUACACUCCAGACGAUUUCGUUCUGCCCCUGUCCGAAGGUAACGCGGUGCGGCUGGACGUGAACCGGCCCACCCUGCUGCAGUACAUCGCCACCCGCAGCCCCUCCCAGCUGUUCGACGCGCUGGUCGCGAAGAAAGCGCUGAGCCGGCGGGACGUCCACGUCAUCUGUAACAACAAGGAGACAGACAUCGACAUUAACAGCGCACUACUAGACACCAUCAGCCGGAAGGGCGAUGACGCCUUCAAAGCGCUCUCGGAGGCGCUACGGAAGGGCGGUUCCUGGCAGGGAUACCUGGCCGACGUGCUUGAGGGGAAGGGGCUCAUGAUAGGUCUAACGGCGAGUUUUAAGGUUGUGGCGUCCGCCGUCUCGGCCCGUUUCCACAACAGCUGGACGUCCCUGCCGCGGGAACUCAGGCUGCCUAGAGAGGAUCUGGAGUACUGCAAACGGGAAAACAGACAGGUCCAGGACAAGGUGCUGAACGCGCUGGUCCGCUGGCGGCGCCUGCGCACUGACAUCUACGAGCUGAAGGAAGAACUGAAGGAGGUGCUGGUCAGGAUGAAGUGCCCGGAUGUAGCAGACCAGAUAGACGAGAUCGAUGAUGAGGACCCGCCCCUGCCCAGCCCGAGGAAGAAACAUAAAAAAACGGAAAGUCCCUUACCUCAUGAGGAGGAGGAGCCGAACCAACCGGACCAGGAUACUGAAGAGGACGGCGGUGAAGCCAGUAACGGGCGGAAGAUGAAAGCCACCUUACAGCUGGAGCAUGACGGGGGGUCGAUCACUAUAUCCCUGGGGAGGGUCCAGGUGGACCGGGAUGACAUCCGCACCACCAGUCUGAGGGACACGCUGUGUUACGUCUUAGAGAACGUCAAAGUGUCGUCCCGGGAAAGAACCAAACUGCCGCCAGGCCUGGAGAUGGAGGAUCAGAGCCAUGCCCUGGCCAGCGCGGGAGUGACGUCAGAGAUCUCGGGGCUGGGGAGGGACACAGACAACCUGUGUCCGGUGCUGGGGGUGCACGUCUACGUCACUUCCGUCGUGCCGCACAUCAAACCUUUUCUGGACGUCGCGAACGCCGCACUGGGGGAGAUGGCACGAUGGCAGAGAGACGUCCGUCUUAAAGAAGCGGUGGCCUACUUGCAGGAGCUUGGCGUGGAGGUGGUCCGCGUGUCUCCCCACUCCGCCUCAAGCGUCGUCUUCGUGGUCCUGAGCCGCAGCAUGACGUCACUCACGUCGCUAUGGGAACAGUACCGGCAGGGUUACCUCCGUAGGAUGUUCCAGAGAACCCUGGUGAACGAGCGGCUGCUGAGGAAGAUCAGCCGGCGGACGGUACCGCGUAUCAACGUCAGGAACGUCACCGUGGAGACGUACAUGAACGAGGAACAUUACAAGUUCAGUAGGAACAGACUGCAGAUGAUUAAAGACCAGCUGGGACCUUCAGACGGUUUGGUGAGGGAGUCGCUAAGAAUCUAGAGUUUGCAAAGACUUAACACCGGUGCCGCUGGUCAAUGUCGGAACCGUCACCAUGGAAACGUAGGUGACAUGCGAAAGUUAAGUAGAAACAGACUUCAGUGAUGACGGACCAGCUCAUACCUUCAGACGGUUCGGUACGGGAGAACGUAGAGUUUACUGAGGCUUGUUU